AUGCCUCUCCGUUUGGAAGCCGAUUGGAAUAAUAUUUACUUCAACGUUGCAGACUUCACAAAGCGUGCAUACGGAACCAAUUUUGUCGAGGUGCUGCGAGUUCAGAUUCACGCCAAUUGUCGAAUAAGACAGCUCCCUGCAGUUCAAAUUAUGCCUCCCUGUUCAAGUAAACCGGAACACUUAGAUAUGCUUAGUUCAGAGAGCUCUAUGUCAGUAUCGUCAUACGACUGCUUCUAG
This is a messenger RNA of Schistosoma curassoni, 237 nucleotides long. The record is from the annotation of a GenBank genome assembly. Lineage: Eukaryota; Metazoa; Platyhelminthes; Trematoda; Strigeidida; Schistosomatidae.